Molecule: messenger RNA, 1290 nt
Organism: Arabis nemorensis
Lineage: Eukaryota; Viridiplantae; Streptophyta; Magnoliopsida; Brassicales; Brassicaceae
Source: the annotation of a GenBank genome assembly
AUGGCGAUAAAGGACCCGGCGGCGAACGGUGAUGCAUCUCUUCCUCUGAUAAAUUCAUCUCCGCCGUCUGAAACGACCGGAGAUAGAACCUCGGCUCUUCAAACGCUAGGAAACAUUAUCGUCUCCAUCGUCGGUACAGGAGUCCUUGGGCUUCCUUACGCAUUCCGUGUCGCCGGAUGGUUCGCAGGAUCUCUCGGCGUUAUUAUCGUCGGAUUCGCCACCUAUUACUGCAUGCUCCUCCUCUGUAGAGACAAGCUAGAAUCGAUAGAAGGAGAAGAAGAAUCGAAAACAUAUGGUGAUUUAGGUUACAAAUGUAUGGGAACAAAAGGUCGAUACUUAACCGAAUCCCUCAUAUUCGCUGCUCAAUGUGGUGGAUCAGUAGCAUAUCUAGUGUUCAUAGGAAGAAAUUUGUCAUCUAUAUUCAAUUCGUAUGGAUUAAGUAUGGUCUCUUUCAUCUUGAUUCUGGUUCCGAUCGAAGUUGGAUUGUCGUGGAUCACUUCUUUAUCGGCGUUAUCGCCUUUCAGCAUCUUUGCGGAUAUAUGCAAUAUCGUAGCAAUGUGUUUCGUUGUGAAAGAAAAUGUGGAAAUGGUGAUUGAAGGAGACUUUUCGUUUAGCGAUAGAACAGCUAUUUCGGCUAGCAUUGGAGGUUUACCGUUUGCUGGUGGAGUUGCGGUGUUUUGUUUUGAAGGUUUUGCAAUGACGUUGGCUUUAGAAGGUUCUAUGAGGGAGAGAGAAGCUUUCCCUAAGCUGUUAGCUAAAGUGCUUGCCGGGAUAACGUUUGUCUAUGUAUUGUUCGGGUUCUGUGGUUAUAUGGCUUACGGUGAUGAAACAAAGGAUAUUAUCACACUCAACCUCCCAAAUAAUUGGUCGGCCAUUGCCGUGCAGAUUGGCUUAUGUGUGGGAUUGACCUUUACAUUCCCGAUCAUGGUACAUCCGCUUAACGAGAUUAUAGAGCAGAAACUGAAGAGGAUCAAUUGGUUUCAAAAGCAUAAUCAUCAGUACAGCGACGAAACACGGUCAGUCUCCAGAUAUGUAAUCUUCAUCACAAGGACGCUUUUGGUGGUCGGACUGGCGGCAAUCGCGACAUUAGUCCCGGGGUUUGGCACAUUUGCAUCUCUUGUCGGAAGCACUUUGUGUGCGCUCAUAUCAUUUGUGUUGCCAGCUUCUUAUCACCUCACGCUGCUCGGUCCAUCGCUAAAUCUGUGGAACAAAUCCGUUGAUGUUUUCAUCGUGAUUUGCGGGUUGGUCUUUGCUGUUUAUGGUACUUACAACACAAUCGUUGGAGUGUGA